Hevea brasiliensis (rubber tree) is the source of this 1154-nucleotide messenger RNA. RefSeq lists its product as uncharacterized. The record is from RefSeq and is a predicted model, not a curated record. Bases 177 to 947 code for a protein of 256 amino acids. NCBI's taxonomy places the organism in Eukaryota, Viridiplantae, Streptophyta, Magnoliopsida, Malpighiales, Euphorbiaceae. Gene Ontology annotation, cellular component: cytoplasm. The transcript has 3 exons. Gene Ontology annotation, biological process: rRNA base methylation. Gene Ontology annotation, molecular function: rRNA (uridine-N3-)-methyltransferase activity.
UUACACAAUUAAAUUUUAAUUCGAAAAUAUCUGGGCCGAAAGACAAAAGCUUUCCCACUGUUCUUUGCUCCCAUUGGAGAGGUACCAAGACUUCGGGAAGACUUUACAAAAAGCAAAUGCAUGUAUAGAAAGUAGAUGGUUCUGAUUGAUCUUGAAUUAAUAAUUUACCCAACCCAAUGGGAAAACCUAAAGAAGAAUACGAGGAAAUAGAAUCAGAAGAAUACUACACUGUUGAUGAGGAUGAUGAUGAUGAGGAUGAGGAUGAAGAAGAAGAACCAGAGAAAUGGAAAAGACACUACUCGUCAAAGCAUAGGAUAUUGCUGGUUGGAGAAGGAGACUUCUCCUUCUCUCUUUGCUUAGCCAGGGCUUUUGGUUCUGCGCAUAACAUGGUUGCCACUACUAUUGACACUCAAGAAAACAUAGAGAAAAAAUACAGUAAUGGAGUAGCAAAUGUGAGGGAACUAGAAGACAGGGGAUGCUUGGUUUUGUAUGGUGUGGAUGCAAAGGAGAUGAGCCAACACUUCUUCUUGAGGACUCAAAGGUUUGAUCGGAUUGUGUACAAUUUCCCUCAUGUUGGUUUCCUUUACCGUGAAGGUAGCUACUGCCAGAUUCAGUUGAAUAAGAGAUUGGUAAAGGGCUUUUUAUCCAAUUCCAAAGUGCUGUUAAAGGAGGACAAUGGUGAGAUUCAUGUAACACACAAGGAAGGGGAUCCUUAUGACAAAUGGGAUCUAGUAAAGAAAGCAGAGAAGAUAGGCCUGGUUAUGGAUGACAUUGUACCCUUCUCCAAGAAUGAUUAUCCAGGGUAUAACAACAAGCGAGCCCAUGGGAACCUCGCUGAUGCCCCCUUUAACCUUGGCUAUUGCAGUACUUACAAGUUCAAGCUCAGUUACUCUGUCAACUCCUCACAGAAUAACAAGAAGGAAGUGCCAGCAUUCGAGGGUAAAUAACUGCUUAGCAAUUCUUCAUUAGAAUUAAGGUAACUAUUACUCAAAAUGUUGCCCUCGUAUGUUUAUAAAGCUGAACUUUUCUUAAUCUUAAUCUUGUUAUUAGCCAUGGAAUAUGGAAAACUGGAUCACAUAGUUUAAGGCUGGAUCACAUAGCCAUGGAAUAUGGAACUUUUCUUAAUCUUAAUCUUCAUUGUGUGCUUUUGUCGA